ACUCAAAUUAAAGCUAUUGAGUUAUAUAUAUUGUAUUGCUCUGCUUCCUAAAAUUGAACUUCUAUUAUUCUUCCAUUAAUGUUAUACAUUUUUUCUUGAAUAAAAGUAAGAUAUAUAAUAUCUGAAUAUGGCAAAGGGAAAUGUUACUGCGAAUUCUCCUCUUGAGAGGGCCAGCUUGGCUUCUCUGGAUCAGAAGCUAGCCAUGGCAAAGCGUUGUUCUCGUGAGGGAGUGAUGGCUGGAGCUAAGGCAGCUGUUGUUGCCGGCAUUGCCACUGCCAUUCCAACACUGGCUAGUGUAAGGAUGGUGCCAUGGGCAAAAGCAAAUCUGAAUCACACUGCUCAAGCUUUGAUAAUCUCAACCGUGGCUGGAGCAGCAUACUUCAUAGUGGCUGACAAAACCGUUUUGGCAACUGCUAGAAACAACUCCUUCAACCAACAACCCUCCAAUAAUCCAUGAACUCUGUUAUCUAUCAAACUAAAAAUAUAUAUGCAUGUAUUCAUAAAUAAAGAAAUAGUUCAAUUUGCAUUUCAGAUAUAUAUGUACUACUGAUCUGAUGAUGCAUGAAUGGAUUGAUGGUUAUCUUUGA
Molecule: messenger RNA, 587 nt
Organism: Arachis duranensis
Lineage: Eukaryota; Viridiplantae; Streptophyta; Magnoliopsida; Fabales; Fabaceae
Product: early nodulin-93
Exons: 3
Coding region: 128-457 (109 amino acids)
Source: RefSeq, a predicted model, not a curated record